CGGCCUAUCGACUGUCGAUAGUUUCUGCCUUGGCCCGAGACUUUCGGAGAUUGUGCAGACAAUUGCGGACUAAAUAAGCGUUGAAUCAUGAAGCGAGCGCGGCAGCCGAAGAUUACUACGCAGGCCCUGCUCGAUUUUGACUUGGGCGAGAGUUCCUCGGAUAGCGACUUCCUGCCGGACAUCGACAACUGCUCGGACGGAUCGAAGGACGAGAGCGAUGGCGACGGUAGCAGCAGCGACGCCAGUGGUGGCUCCGAUUCUGAAUCGGAUUCGGAUGCGGAGAGCGAGGAUUCAACACUGCAGCUCCGGCAGCUGUUGGCGGAAACGGAACCGUCACCACUGGAGAACGGGAUCAAUGGAGUGGACCACUGCGCAGCUUCCUCCCCGGCAGCACCAGUAGUGCCUCGUGCGCCACUUCAGCUGUCUAGUGCUCCGGCCAAGCGGAUGUGCUGCGUCUGCCUGGGCGAACGCAGCGACGACGUCAACGAGAUCGUGGAGUGCGACUCCUGCGGCGUAUCUGUCCACGAAGGAUGCUAUGGCGUCAGCGACAACGUGAGCAUAUCCAGUACCAACUCCACCUGCUCGACGGAACCGUGGUUCUGCGAGGCCUGUCGUGCUGGGGUCUCGGAACCGGACUGCGAGCUGUGUCCCAACAAGGGCGGCAUCUACAAGGAGACCGACGUGGGCAAGUGGGUGCACCUCAUCUGCGCUCUGUAUGUGCCCGGCGUGGCCUUUGGCGAAGUGGAGCAGCUGUCCUCGGUGACGCUUUUCGAGAUGCAGUACAGCAAGUGGGGCGCCAAGGUGUGUUCCCUUUGCGAGAACGCUCUAUUCGCUCGCACGGGCGUUUGCAUUGGUUGUGAUGCAGGCAUGUGCAAGACUUAUUUUCACGUGACCUGCGCCCAGGUGGCCGGCUUUCUUAUCGAAGCGCACCACGAGGACGAUGCCGCCGAUCCGUUCUACGCUCACUGCAAGGUGCACUCGGAGAAGGAGAUGAUCAAGAAGCGACGGCGCAACUACCACACACUGCGGCUCAAUAUGAUGCAACGGGCGAGGGAAAAAGAGGCGUUAGCUGCCGAACAUGAGACACCUGCCCCUCACCCAAAUCCAGCCCAAGCACGCAUUCAGCGUAAGCUGCUCAAGAUCCAACACAAGUAUACCAGGCACAAGGAGCUUAAGCCCACGCCGUGGGUGCCAACGCAGAAAAUGUCACGCCUGCUCACCACCUCGGCCUCCGCCUGUCGUCGACUGUUGGCCAAGGCGGAGAUUAUGUCAGUGGAUGUGCAGCAUCUGGAGCAGCGCGAGGCGCACAUUAACGCCUUGACGGACAUUCGGAAGAAGUGGCACAUUGCGCCGGCAUUCAGCGUUGAGUUCACUGCUUACUACAUGGACCGUAUAGUCCGCAUGGAUGACUUCCGUCAGCAGCAGCGGGAGCUUAUUUCGCACAACGCUAUCUUGUCCAAGGAUCAAGACGUGCUGAGAGCUCAAUACGACACCGCGUUGGAGGAGCGCAAGGCAGUGAAGGCCACUAAGGAUUCCCUGCUAACGAGCAUUAAGUCUCUGCACACGGCUUUGGGCCAAAUUGCACCCAACAUGACGCUGCCCAGCGUGGAUCUCAUUGCGCAUCCACUGCCAGAGGCGCCGCCAAAGACCAGUACGCCGACUCCACCCCAGCGUCCCAUCUCGGUGCCCACGGCAGCUGCACUGAAAAUGGGCGUGGGCUUUCCGUUGGGUCAUCUGGGGCCACCGGGCAGUAAAAUGGACUCGUCACGCAUGCUCAGUACUCAUGCCAAACAGGGCAAACACAGCACUUCCUCGGCAUCCGUGGAGGCGGCCCCUUCUGUGUCCUGUGGCAUCUGCAAGAGGAGCAAGGAUCAGCAUCUGUUGGUCAAAUGUGACACUUGCAAUUUGCACUACCACCUGGGCUGUCUGAAUCCGCCGCUCACUCGACCCCCAAAGAAAUCCAAGCAGUAUGGCUGGCAGUGCUCCGAAUGCUGCGACAAGUCUGAGGGUUCGGAUGCCGUCACGGAGAUCUCAUCGGGUCCGAGAAAGUCACGCACUCGCUUCAAUAAGGAUGGCCAUCUGGUCUAUGUGGAUCGAUAUUCGCUGGACGAUAUUCCAGUGGCCGCUGUCAAUGUACCCAAGGAGUCACACACCAAGCGAGCGCUCAACAAAUCCCUGCCAGCUCCUGCUCCGGAAUAUAUAGAAGAUCUGACUAAGUCGCCGAAACGGCCUAAACUCCAAUCCCCAUGUAAAACACCAAUUAAUGUUCCUGCCGAAAAUGUCACUCCCACAACUGAUGCUGCUCCUGUUGCCGCUUCGGCGGCUACUCCUGCGGCAGCUCCAACACUGCCCACGCCCAAUACUAUCGUGAUUAACCUAUCUGGCUGUGAGGACUCGAUUGACGACUCCAGUGGAAAAUUAUCGCGCAAGGGUAAGCGCAAGGACAAGCACAAAAACAAACACAACCUGUCGUCGGAUACAGAGAAAUCGAUCGGCAAGGAGCAUAAACGGAAGCGAAAAAAGCGCGCCCACCUUGACGAGUCUUCCACCCAUUUGGAUAACGCGGGCAACACCUCGGGCAGCACCAUUAAGAUUAUAUUCAAGGCAUUGCGUUUACCCGGCGAGGAUGCGCCGGAGUCUCAAUACUUCUACGUGCCGGCCAAUGCGGUGCGCUCCGUGGACGAAGCCUCGCGCCCCACCUCAGUUGAAACAGUCGAGGACAGUGUCCAGGGAGCGGAGCAAGCCUUGGCACCCAUCGUGCUGCCGGCAGCGUCACCGCAAAAGGUUCGGGAGCCCAAGGAGACUGCGGCCAGCGCUUCCGUCAACCCCACACCAUCACCUAAAAGAAAGGUCAGUCCACGAAAGGCAAGUCCCCGAAAGCCGCGUGUGGGUCGACCACGGGUGUCCAACGCCAAGCCUAAUGUGGAAAUCAGCUGCUGCGUGUGCAGCCAGACGGGCAAGUCCAACCAGGUGGUGACCUGCGACGAGUGCCACCGGCACUAUCACUUCGCCUGCCUCGAUCCGCCGCUCAAGAAGUCGCCCAAGAUUCGCGGCUACUCCUGGCACUGUGCCGACUGUGAUCCCACGGACGAGGAUGCACUGCCCAAGAAAUAGAAGCAAACAUGAUUUUUACGUAGAUUUUGUACCAUUAAUAUCAUUAGGUCCGUGCGAUAUUUACAAAACUAAAAUUGAAUACACAAAAUAAAAUAAGUAAGACACAUUCAUAUUAAAAAUAAAAUAUUGACCAAAUUGUAAUUUGUCACUCGCUGAAUUGUUCGGCUCAGUUAUUUAACAUAUUUAUAAAUACAUUUAUUAAUAAAAACCAUAUAAAUAUU
Molecule: messenger RNA, 3335 nt
Organism: Drosophila melanogaster (fruit fly)
Lineage: Eukaryota; Metazoa; Arthropoda; Insecta; Diptera; Drosophilidae
Exons: 2
Coding region: 88-3114 (1008 amino acids)
Source: RefSeq, marked reviewed